Phytomonas sp. EM1 is the source of this 2241-nucleotide messenger RNA. The record is from the annotation of a GenBank genome assembly. Lineage: Eukaryota; Euglenozoa; Kinetoplastea; Trypanosomatida; Trypanosomatidae.
AUGUCUCUCACCGCGCGUGAGCUCCAACGCCUGGAGGAGGCCGCCUGGCGCGAGGACGCGUCGCGGCGGCUCUACGCGACCCCCCACCUCCCUGGUUUCCCUUGGCAUACCGUGAUCGGCGCCGACGGCCUCGCGCGGCGCCACGUCGUCCCGUACGAUUUCACCUUUCGGGUUUUCGUGAAAGGCCGGUGGGUGGGGCGGCGGCUGCUCGAGGUCUACGCGGGGGAACUCCCCCACCACGCCCCGGCGUACUACGCCGCCGGCCUCGCCAGCGGGCGGCUCCGCUGCGUCGCCCGGCGUGGGAACCUCCCACGCCGACAGCUCAAACGUGGAAGGGGGGGCGGGGGUCCCUUAAGGGAUCCCUCGGAGGCCGUUUCCGCCGGGGAUCCGAUCUUUCCCUCGGCGGCGGAUGGGGUUUCCCGCGCGGAUGGGGGUCUCCCACCGGGGGGGGAUGUCGUGCUCCGUCAUGGCGACGUCGUCCUGCACACCGUGCACCGCCAUGAGGUCCCCGUCGCGAUGGGAGGGGGCGGGGUCGCCGCGGUGGAGCUCCUCGCGGUGCACCUCCGCGAGGAGGGAGGGCUGAUUGGGGUGGGGAAACCCACCGGCCUCCCCACCCACCCCACCGGGCGAUACGCCUAUAACGCCGUGGUCGAGAUGCUCGCGUACGUGCUCGCGCCGAAGCGCCUCAAGGCGUGGUUAACCGAGGCGGAUCCCCUCCUUCAGAGCCUCGUUCGCACCCACCACCUCACCGCGAGCGCGAAGGAGGCGCUUUGGGCGUAUUACCGCCCCGCCCCUUCGCAUCCAGGCGAUUUCGAUCCACCGAAUCGGGAUGGGGAGGAGGUUGCGAUCGAAAAGCUACCGCGGCCCUGCCAUCGUUUGGAUCGCGUGACCUCGGGCAUCCUCCUCCUCGGCGUGGGGGAGGCCACGACGAGUCGCGUGAGUCGGGCGUUGAUGAGGAAAUCCAAACACGUCGAGGCGGUCGUGCUCGCGGCGAGGGAAGCCUCCGAAGGGGCCCUUCCUUUCACCAGAGAAACGCAUGAAGGAGGGGAUUCGCUCCGCCACGUCCUGGCGGAGCCUUUGGGGGUGCGAAAACGCUAUCUCGCGCGCGUUUCAGGGAGAUUCCCGCCGCGUGAAACCCCCUCCCAGGUGGGGUUCGAGGCCGAUCCCGUUUCCCCUGGCGUCUUUCACGUGGAUGAAGAAACGAUGGCGCGCGUGAAUCGUGACCUCCUCCCACAGGCGGGGAAAGGUGAGGAGAGGAAUUCGGAACUCGCUCGUGCGAUGAGCGAGGUGGAGCCGGGCGGGAUUCUGUUUGUCAACCCCGUAGCCGCGAGCAAAGCCCACGCCGAGGGGGAGGCUUCUGAAUUGAUUUCGUCGUCUUCGUCGCCGGCCGUGAGCGCUCCCGCGCGUCGGAUUCCCCAGACCGCGAUGACGCUCUGCCAGCGGCUGCGUUUUAUUCCCGGGGUAGAGAUUUUCACCGGUGAAGACGGCGGAAGGAGCUCGAAUCUUGUCAACCCCGAUGACGGCCAAGCCAAAGGAUUGGCGAGUAUUCUCCAGUGCAUCCCCUUCACCGGCCGGCUGCAUCAGAUUCGCGUGCACCUCAGCGAAUGGGGAUUUCCCAUCGAAGGGGAUACAAUCUACGGCGCCCCUCCCGCCAACAGCCCUUUGCUAACGGCAUCGGAGAAGCAAAAACACGACUCCACAGCCGAGGAAGUCGCGAAACCGUCAAGCGCGCCGUCGUCGUCGUAUGUGUACUACGAUCCGAGUCAGCUACCGAGGUCGUAUCUCGAGUAUAUGAAGCAAUGCCGCUCUAGCGAAGGUAAGGGGAGUGAGAAAAACGAGAAAAAAUCCGCCGUUGCUGGCAUCCACGAGCCUGAGGAAGAAAAAGAGGAGGAUGUGGUGGAGGAAGAGGGGUUAUGUUAUGAAUGCGCUGGCAAGCUGCCUAUUAUAGCUCUGGACGAAUCCGUGAACGCCUCGGCCAUUCGCCUUCACGCAUGGCGAUAUGAAUUAGACGAAGACGUCAUAUUCGGCUCCGAUUAUCUGUCUGAGGGUGAAGAUCCCGAUAAAGAUAAUGGUUGUGCGGAGAGUGCCCUCAAAAUUCGAAAAGAUGAGGGCAGCGCUAAUUAUUUACCUCGGCGAGAUGCAGACGAAGCGAUGGAAGUGAUUUUUGGAUCGAAUUUCGUCAAGCGUGUGGGCAAGCAGAUUGUUUUUUCAUCCCCUCUUCCCGAGUGGGCACUAGAAUAG